GCGUAUCGCUAUAUUUAGCACAACACAAUAAAAGGAAAACAAAGCAUGUUUGCAAUGUGGUGAAAAUCUACUCGCAUAGCUACCACAUACUUGACAUUUUAAAAAUAUGCCAUACUUACUCACUGAGAGCUAAUACAACCUAUGAAGUGGAGCUUGAUGAAGGAAGUUUGAAGCACAUAGAUCUAUCAUCAUUUAUGCAAACAGUUAGCGAAGUUUUCGCUCUAUAACAUUUGAGGAUGUUUGUCAUUACUUUAACUUUACUUCUUAUUGUUCAGCUAAACGCGAAAUUUAGCAGAGAGUGUACACAUCAGAGCAGUUCAUUGAAGCCUUAUGGGAGCAGGUGCAUCGAUAGCAGUGAAUGUUUCAACAACUAUUGCUAUAGUAACAGGUGCCAGUGCCCUUAUGAUCAAAUCUUUGACAGUCAAAUUAAUUUAUGUUUACCAAAUUGUAAUACUAAUAUUACACGAAGAGCCGGCAAAAUCUCUACAUCCGUCAGGAAUGAAGGCAGGAAACGAUAUAAAGAUUGCAAAUGGAUCAUAAUGGAUUCAGCAAACUCGUAUGUCGUAUUCAGCUCUUCAGUAAAGAUGGAUUCACUUUCAUCAGAGUUAAAGUCAAGACAUCGCUUGGAUCUCUAUGAUUAUCGCGUUACUUAUACAAACUUUGGCAGAAAUGGGAACUUGGAAUAUUUAGCAAGCGCACACGCUUCCGAUGAAUAUAGCAAGACCUAUGCAACGACACUUAACUCCGGACUCCAAAUUCAAGUUGAUUUUGAUAGUCCUAAAAUCAGAGGACUUGAUUUCUUAAUCGUUUACAGAGUUUAUGAAAAGGAUGCCCAAAUAACUGACACGUAUGGCGUCAUAGCAAGUCCUGGCUACCCCAAGAGUUAUCCUGCAUCGUCAAGAUUCACCUGGACUAUCUUUGGAAAGUCAAACACUUUCAUACUGACCGACUUGAAAUUAGAUGGUUGCUGUGAUUCACUAACUAUAUACAACGGCAAUUCCAACAGUUCAGCUCCGCUAGUCAGACUCUACAAUGAAACAACUCAAAAGACUUUCACAACUAAAGGUCCUAUGUACAUUGUUUUUGAAACCAAUAGCGCCAACCAAAGUGAUGGCUUUAGUGCUGUCUUUUAUAGACAAGAUCUAGACCACGCCGAGAAGUGUGACUUGAACAUCGAUGGUAUGUGUAAACCUGGCCUGGCCUGCAGGUGUGAUAAGUACACUGAAGCAAGGUGUCUUUGUCCUGAUGGUCACUACUAUUUUGGGAAUAACUGCAUUUAUGCUCUUCAAACAAAGGUGUUCCCAGCUGAAACCUCAGUGUCCCUGGAUAUACAUAAUGUCAGCCUGAACUUUGUGUCUCACCAACUCAUCUGGUCAACGUGUUGGGAAAUAAGAGAGAAGCUUACAAAAAUCACCAGGGAAGUCAUAUCUGGUCUAACUCCUGGACAAGAAUACAACGUUAAAAUUAUCUCAACUUUGGCUGCUGACACCUACAACGACCCAAUUUUUUUGAAGUCUAAUUUUAUUGUCAUAACUUUGCCAGCUCAACCUGGUGAAGUUCUAGCAGAAGAAAGUAACUUAAACACACCUCCAUAUGUUCUGAAGUUUAACUCUUCACAAGGGAUUGUACAUCAUUAUAAUAUCACGCUUGUAUCAGACACUCAAGUGUUGACUUAUCAAGUAAAGGAAGCAGAACUUGUGACGUCAGACCUGACAGCUGAUACUCUCUAUAACUACACAAUCACGGCCUUCAAUAAACUUGGGAAUGAGAGUACGACUUUCAGAGGCAAUGUCACAACUGGUCCAGAUCAAUCUGUGUCUGUUGGUGUAAUAGCGGGGAUUACAAUCAGUAUAAUUGUCCUACUAUGUUGUGUUGCUGUUGGUAUUGUAGUGUUAGACAGAAAACGAAGAACUCAAAUAACUCAUUUCUUGCGAUUAUGCUUAGGAAACAUCCGUCAACAUAAAAGGGAGAGCAAUGGAAGCUUAUCUAAAAGCAGAAAUAAGAAAGCGUCAUCUGGUGGCAGGCAGCUUAAAAGUGAUCCCAAAGGUAAAGAUAACAAGCAUAGCUAUGAUGUUGUGAUUGUUCCAUCAUCCCCUGACGUCGCAGGAUUGUACAGAGAUCUGAACCAGUCAACACCAGCAGAAAACUGCUACGCAAAUUCGUCCGCUGUCAAACAAUAUCUGGACAGCUCUCUCUAUGAAGAUAUGUGAUAGACUCUCUCUCUCUGCAGUAUUACCUUUAACCAAGAAUAUUGUUACGUAUUUCUGAAUCUUCUGGCUAAAUGUAUUAGUAGUCACACAAAUAAAAACACUGCAAAGAACUUGACGACUAAACUUUCAGUUUCAUAUAGCUUUAAUGACUAUUAACUCUAACAAUUCAUCACUGUAACAUGUAGCGUAGAAGACUGUACAAUAUCUGUCAGUUUACACUUAGCUAUACUUCGUUGCAAUUCAUCUCUUCACUUCGUUGCAAUUCAUCUCUUCUCAAC
This is a messenger RNA of Biomphalaria glabrata, 2488 nucleotides long. RefSeq lists its product as uncharacterized. NCBI's taxonomy places the organism in Eukaryota, Metazoa, Mollusca, Gastropoda, Planorbidae. The transcript has 12 exons. The coding region runs from base 237 to 2210 and encodes 657 amino acids. Gene Ontology annotation, molecular function: protein binding. The record is from RefSeq and is a predicted model, not a curated record.